This is a messenger RNA of Ostrea edulis (European flat oyster), 743 nucleotides long. RefSeq lists its product as uncharacterized. NCBI's taxonomy places the organism in Eukaryota, Metazoa, Mollusca, Bivalvia, Ostreida, Ostreidae. The transcript has 3 exons. The record is from RefSeq and is a predicted model, not a curated record. Bases 209 to 625 code for a protein of 138 amino acids.
GCUACUAAGCUAGGCAAAUAUAUUUAAAAGGGAUAGACAAAUAUUGCUGAUAUUCAUGUUUUUAUUUAUGUUUUAAAAGGAAGUCAGUCAAUAUAAUGAUGUGUUAGUCCUCCUUAUAAUAUUUAUUGAUAGCAAUUUUUAGAUCCAAUGUUUGGACAGUUUUAUUUAAUACAUGUACUUGUACAAGUACACAUAUGUGCUCUGAUUUAUGGAAUACAUAUAUAUAAUUUCAGAUAACUCCAGUGAAAAGCCUGUGAGUGAGGAGUUUGAGACAGUUAUGUUUGCAAAUUCUUUGCCUUCUGCUGGUGGAGCAGCUGUGUGUUCUAGCGGUACCUCCACACAGAACAAGAAAAAAAGGAAGAGUCCUUGUGGUGACACUGAAGACGAUGUCAGGUUGAAAAUCGAAUUUAUCAACUUGGAAAAAGAACGGAAUAGAGCUGUGAAGGAAUACAGAGCCAAGAAGUUGGCAUUUUAUGAAAAGAUAACUCAGCAGCAGGGUGAAAUGAUUCAACUUCAAAUGAGGACAGCAACAGCCUUGGAGUUGAUUGCAUCAAGAUGUCAACGAACAGCAACCUUAAUACCAUCACCCUUUUCUGUUUCUCCUAUAAUCAGAUUUGAUAGCUAGAUAUGCACCAUCUGUUAGCUUAAACAUGUACCAUCUUUAAGGUAGAUCGAUCCUCAUGUGAUGUCAUAGAUUUUUGCAAAAAUCUUUAUUCAAUCAAUAUUUCACUGAUAGAAAUAUA